AUGCCAACUGAAAGCGACGACCAAGGCGAGUCGCCUCCAGACCCUGCCCACAGCGGGUCCGACCAAAUCCGACCAAGGAGCAGGAAUCGGCGAGGCAAGCAAAAGAACAACACCAACUUUGGAGCUGCAUCCAAGCCCCCUUCAACUGUGGAACCAGAGCUCAAGGGAUAUUACUAUGAGCUCCCAAACGUGGAUCCAACAGUGCCCCCAUUCCUCCAAGUCGUGAAGGCCCACAUUGCUUACUUUGUGUCAAACCAAAAGGAUGCUUCCGAUUGCCUGAUGGUAGGAGAAUCAACUUCAAUCGCCAAAGACCCAUUCUCUCUGCCUCCUUUGGUUGCACCAAACCUUCCGGAUUGGGACAACAGACAGGAAGAACAUGAUUACUUAAAGAAGGACAAAAAGUAUGAGGCUGAGAAGUCUGUGCGCAAGGCAAAUGAAGCAGCUCUUUGCGCAAUGUUGAAACGCCACUGCUCCGCAGCAUUCCUGAGCGCUGCUGAGAGCCAUCCAAAGUGGAGCACGGUCAUCGCGAACAACAGCUCAAUGGACAUGCUCAAGGUCUUCCAGAUCGUGGCGGCCACGGGCGGAUCCACCAACGUUGAUCCAACCAUGAUGGGUGUCGAAGCUCAAAGGAAGGCUUACACCUGCAAGCAGAAGGAAAACCAGACCAAUGCAGAAUACCUCCAAGUCUUCAUGCAGCUUUCCAAUACGGCCAGAUUCUGCGACUGCCCCAUGGGAGCCUCCCUAUCCAGGCUCAUCCAAGAGACCGGCAAGUCAGACCCAACACUGGCUGAACUGAGAGCGGUAGAAGAGAAGAUUGUGGAGAAGGAGAUGGCAAUGGCUUUUCUCCUCGGAGCCGACAGAAAGCGGUAUGGGAGCCUUAUUGCCCAGGCCAACAAUGCAAGACUGUUCAGCGGAAGCGACACGUUUCCCACCACCAUGUCAGGAGCUAUCGAAUUGCUCAACAACAGCAGGCCACUUGUUACCUCGUAUCAUUCAAGCAUCCGCAGCUCGGAAAUCGGUGCGUCAUUCCUUGCCGACGGCCAACCAUCCACUGAGAGCGGGUCGGGCGGUCGCGGCGGCGGUUCCAACGGAAGAAGCGGCGGCGGUCGGAACGGCGGACGCGGAAGCAGCGGGCGCGGUAGUCGCGGGCAAGAUUUUGAGCGACGUCCGAAUAGAAACCACGAACAACACAAAACUCACAUCACUGACACAUCCAACAAUAACAAUAACGAUGAAGUUGAUGAGUAUUCGGCCACUGAGGAACCUAGCGAUUCAAUCAACCCAGUCAAUACUGACUCCAUGGCAGUUGAUGAAGACGUUUCCACCACUGAGCACCUCUUCCUCCAUUCCAACAACAAGUCGAGUAGUACAAUUAACAUGAAGGGAUAUUUUGGGGAUUAUCCGGAUCCGGUAUGGUUCAACCCCGAUGGGAUUGCCAACAUCCUAUCAUUCCAUGAUGUCAACAAGCACUACCAUGUUGUGUAUGACAACAGGGGAGCAGACCAAUUUGUGGUGGACUUUGGCGGCACCAAGAAAGUCGAAUUCCUCCCAACCGACAAGGGAUUGUAUCACAUUAACCUCAAUGACUACUGCAAGACUUCAUGGACGUUCCUGGAAACCGUGAAAGGGCAAAAAUGA
Molecule: messenger RNA, 1638 nt
Organism: Cylindrotheca closterium
Lineage: Eukaryota; Bacillariophyta; Bacillariophyceae; Bacillariales; Bacillariaceae
Source: the annotation of a GenBank genome assembly